UUUUCCCGGCCGGCGGAUGACAAUUGAAUUUCGCCGCGGCAGCACACCCAACGCCCCUGCAGCCAACCUGCGGUUAUACUACUGAAGCCGGAGGAAGAGGCAAACUAUGAACGAGGAUGAUUUCUGCUAAGAAAACUCCGGAGAAGAGUCGCUAUCCUCUCCACUAUCUGGUGUGGCACAACAAGCACCGGCAGCUGGAAAAAGAGCUGACAGCCAACGAGGAGACUGAUUUAGAGUCUUUGGAUCCCCGGGGUCGAACUCCUCUCCACUUGGCUGUCACACUGGGCUACCUGGACUGUGCCAGAGUUCUGCUGCAAUAUGGAGCUGAUGUCAGCAAGGAGAAUCGGAACGGCUGGACUGUUCUUCAGGAGGCAGUGAGUACUCGAGAUCCGGAGCUGGUGCGCCUUGUACUGCGUUACCGUGACUACCAGAGGACCGCCAAGAGACUGGCGGGUAUCCCCGUCCUGCUGGAACGACUGCGCCAAGCCCAGGACUUCUAUGUGGAGAUGAAAUGGGAGUUUACUAGCUGGGUGCCCCUCGUGUCUCGAAUCUGCCCUAGUGACACCUAUAGAGUUUGGAAGAGUGGUCAGUGUCUCCGCGUUGACACGACUCUCACCGGGUUUGAGCAGAUGACCUGGCAGAGAGGAAAUCGGAGCUUCAUCUUCAGGGGGCAAGACUCCAACGCAGAGGUGAUCGAGGUCGACCACGACAGGCAGCUGGUGUACUGUGAGACCUUGUGCGUCUCGUCUCUGGCGGCGCUUUCACCCGGUCGGGGAAAAGGCGGCGCCUGCAGCAAUACACCUGCCGGUUUAGGCCUUCUUGGGGGGACGCAGCCCAGUGAUGAGCAGGUGGCCGCCCGCCUGUCUGCCGCUGUGGUGACAACUCAGCUGGACACUCGCAACAUCGCCUUUGAGAGGAACAAGACAGGCAUUCUGGGCUGGAGGAGCGAGAAGACCGAGACUGUGAACGGAUAUGAAGCCAAGGUAUAUGCCGCCUCAAAUGUGGAGCUUAUCACCAGGACCAGAACUGACCACCUGUCAGACCAGAACAAGAACAAGAUUAAAGGUGGGAAGACUCCCCUGCAGAACUUCCUCGGGAUUGCAGAGCAACACAUGGGCCCAAACAACGGGGCCCUGGUGACCCAGAUGUCAACCCCGGCGGUGACCAACCCUGCGGCGCUGAGCGCUGAGGAAUACUUCAACCCCGGCUCUUCCCCUACGUUGAGGGAUAUCGGCCACCCGUGCCAACUCACCACCAAGACCCAGAGAUUCAAGGCAAAGCUCUGGCUGUGCGAGACCCAUCCUCUUUCGCUAGCAGAACAAGUGGCACCUAUCAUCGACCUCAUGGCCAUUUCCAACGCCUUGUUUGCCAAGCUGCGGGACUUCAUCAUGCUGCGCUUGCCGCCAGGCUUUCCCGUCAAGAUCGAGAUUCCGCUCUACCACAUCCUGAACGCCAGGAUAACCUUCAGCAACUUAAACGGCUGUGAGGAGGGGUCAAGCGUGCGGCCUGACAACGAAGCCGGGGUGGAAGGCGGUGGACAAAGAUACACCCUAAGGGCGGACACGCCCUCGCCUGGCAGCGACUCCUCCAGUGUCUCCAGCUCCAGCUCCACCAUGUCGUGUCGAGCCGGCGAGAUCCCCCCUUGUGUGUUUGAGCCCCCGUCCGGUUACACCAUGCUCGGAGGCAAACAGAGAGACACCAUGAGGGAGGAGGAGGAGGACCUGCUCCAGUUUGCCAUUCAACAGAGUCUGCUGGAGGCCGGCUCCGAAUACGAUCAGGUGACCAUCUGGGAGGCAUUGACCAAUAGCAAGCCUGGAACACACCCCCUCUCUUGUGAUCCAAGUCGCCUGGAGAGGAUCCCCCAAAUGAAACCUCGCUCCCCCUCCAGCCUCUCCUCAACCCCCUCCAAGAAGCAGCAGUCCACCAGCUGCAGCUACAACCAGCAGCUGCGCAUCGCCAUGGAGAUGUCUGCCCGGGAGCAGGAGGAAGCUGAGCUGAGGCGACGGAAGGAGGAGGAAGAGCUGCUGCACAUCAUCCAGCUGUCGCUCAUGGACAAGUGAGGUGUUUAAAAAAAAUCGUAAGCACAUUUGGAAAGGAUUGGAAGAAAAAACAAACGACAGUUGUGCUUUUGGAACAUUCAUAUUGAGCUUUCUAGUAAAGCCAUAUUGAAUGAUUGAUGAUAAUGAAUUUAAGAUGGUUGGCACUAGUCUUUCCUCUCUGCAUGGCACUUCUCCAGUGUCAGUUUUAAAAUACCACCCGAUACCGGUUUAGGCCUAAAUCACCUGGUGGAAGUAACGUGAAUGUUGAACCCUUUGCCCCAUUGUAUGCUAAUGAAAACAAAAGGAAAGUGAAAUUGUUCAGUGGUAGGUGUGUUUUUUUUUUUUUUACUUGCACAGAAAUCCAAAUGUACUGUAUUUACACUGUAGUUGGCUCACAAUGUGGAGUGCAGAUGUGGAGGUGACAAACUGGAGCACAAACGUCAUAAAAGGUGAAGAAAUGUCUGAGUGUAAAAAAAUGUACCCACAAUCUUCCACCAUGAAGCAUCUUGAACAUCAAAAAUGCUGAUGGGAUGUUUUAUGAAUGUAAUUCAAACUGAAAUGGCAGACCUACAGUUUUGAUACAGACACCAUAAUAUUUUAAGUAAUACUUUUCUCACCAAUAGCAGCACAACCUGAGGAAAGAUGCUCCUCUUUAAUUCACAAGUAUUCUUAUCGGCUUGAUGAGAAAGAUUUUUUUUAAUCACUUCAAAUGUUUUUAUGAGUAUGCUGGUCAAAUAAAGGAACGACUUUUAAAUAA
Messenger RNA from Syngnathus acus (greater pipefish), 2796 nucleotides. RefSeq names its product ankyrin repeat domain 13B (gene ankrd13b). The transcript is spliced from 17 exons. Gene Ontology annotation, cellular component: cytoplasm. Gene Ontology annotation, molecular function: protein binding. The record is from RefSeq and is a predicted model, not a curated record. The coding region runs from base 117 to 2060 and encodes 647 amino acids. NCBI's taxonomy places the organism in Eukaryota, Metazoa, Chordata, Actinopteri, Syngnathiformes, Syngnathidae.